Molecule: messenger RNA, 1099 nt
Organism: Podospora pseudopauciseta
Lineage: Eukaryota; Fungi; Ascomycota; Sordariomycetes; Sordariales; Podosporaceae
Exons: 2
Coding region: 428-1099 (223 amino acids)
Biological process (GO): protein phosphorylation
Molecular function (GO): protein kinase activity; ATP binding
Source: RefSeq, a predicted model, not a curated record
CAUUGACUAUGUCUACAAGCACGUGUCGGAGAAGGACAGGUCCUUCCCUAGCGAGACGUACCGUCGUCUUAUUGACGAGAUCAAUUUUUGUGCCGCCCAGUUGUGAGGGAUCACACACACAUUGCCCGUCUGCGUGGGAUCUGCUGGGAGGUUCCGCUUGUGAAGCCCCUCGAGAAUAGUGAGGCGUGGCCAAUCCUUGUUUUCGAAAAGGCUCAAUGGGGUGAUCUUUGGCGGUUUGCGAGGACUCCGGCUGCUCGGGAGUUGGGGUUCGAAGAGCGACUCAAGAUAUGCCUUGAGGUUGGCCGUGCCAUUGCGGAUAUGCAUUUCAAUCGCGAGUUGCCGCUGUUCCCGUGGCCGCCACAGCGUUCACUGACUCUUGAACUGGUUAGACAUCAUACACGGCGAUAUAAAGCCCGAAAAUGUCCUCAUGUUGAAGAGGGAGGAUGGCUCGCUAUCAGCCAAAGUCGACGAUUUUGGCUACCUCGCCUCUUCUGGUGAUAGUAGCAACCUGUUGGAGCUGCCCAAUACCUCUCCAUGGCAUGCACCCGAGCGCCAGGAGCGUUCUAACCUUGCGCCAGCCGAGGUAAUGACUGCGGAUAUCUUCUCCUUUGGCAUGGUCUCUCUAUGGUUUGUAUUUGAAAAACAGCUUUUGAAGAUGGCGCAAAGUCCCGAUCAUGUGCCCGUGUCCUGUUUGGAUUACCUGAGUGACCCGGGGCCUGAUAGAAGCCAGGCUAUAGCAAACAAGCUUCGCUCCGCCAACUAUCUGCCAGAUCCAGCUAUCUUGAAGAUUCUCGCAGGCCAGCAAAUUUUCGCCGUACCACUGGCACAAACACUGAUCUCAGGACGGGAUGGCCUUGACGGGAAGCUGGGGACUGAAUUUAAGCCACUUUUUGAGGGUACUCUUGCACUGGAUCCGAAAGAGCCUGUGGCUGACCUGAGAGUGUUACUUGAGCUCAAGGCCCCAGAUCCGGAACAUGCAACCAAUUGGCCUCGGCCCACAUGUCAGAGGGUAGUUGAUGUGGACUUCAAGGUACUUAUGAGCCUACCCAGGUACAUAUUCAUGCUUGAUAUGCAUCCGCUGGCCAUAUUGCCCAUGUAG